AUUCAAGGUAAACAGAAGCCGACCUCCGUAGCGCAGUCGGAUGCACACCGGCUUACGGUGCGAGAGGUUCUGGGUUCGAGUCCCGGGUAAGGAAUGGGUGUUAAUUUACAUUAAGAAAUUUGAUUGCUACGAUAUGAUAAAGUUUCGAAUAAGGACACAUUACCCUAUGGCCGUGGGUUACAGGCUGUAGGCCACUCAACAAUAAUAAUAAAAAAAGGGCGAACAGAGCACGUAGAACGCAAGAAAUGUCUUGAUCGUUAAAAGAUCAAGAAGGUUGUGCGAGUAAAACGUAGAUGUUUAUUGUUUUCAUAAUAAAAUUUUGUUUGACUGUCAAAACUAAAAACUGAUUAUCGCGAAGUAGUUAUUGACUUGUGAAGAUUGCUGAAAUGUGUUGUAUUAGAAUUUAAAAGCUAAGUGUAGAGUAUUCUUCCUUUCAAAAUGAUGCAACAAUAUAUGAAAGAGAUGGAACAGGAGCCAUUCGACCCGGAGGAGUUUGUGGAGCGACUGGCGUGGCGGACUCUGGAGGGCACCAGGGAGGAUGGGGUGGGGCAGUUUGACGCUGUUCUGCUGCACGACACAUUCCUGCAGGCCAUCAAGGACCUGCAGCUGCUCCAGGAGCGCCAACAGAAGAAGUGUGAGCGACUGGAGAUUAUGUGUCGUGAGGAGGAGAACGGCCAUUGGCAGAAGAUCUCCCAGCUGCAGGAUAGAAACAAGUACUCGGCGAGCAUGUUCCAAGAGCUGGACGAGCGCAUCAACUACGUGGCGGCCAAGGUGAUCCACCUGGGGGACCAGCUGGAGAGCGUCAACACCCCGCGCUCCCGCGCCGUCGAGGCUCAGAAGCUCAUGAACUACUUUGCAGAGUUCCUCAGCCCGGGGCCACUGCUGGCCGAGGUCUUCACGGACAAGCGCCAGAUUGAUGAAGCAGCCGACAUUAUCCAGAAACUGCACCUCAUAGCGCAGGAACUGCCGUCUGGAAAGUUUGAGAAAGCAAAAAGGAAGAUAGCCAUGAAGUACGACGAGAUUGAACGCUCGUUGAUAGAGGAGUUUGUGAAGGCCCACCGCUCGGACGACAAGAGUCGCAUGAAGGAGAUUGCGAGCAUCUUGUCACACUUUAAGGGCUACUCGCAGUGUGUGGAUGCCUUCAUUGAACAAAGCCAAAUGGGAGUAUUCACGGGUAAAGAUGUAUUCAAGGAUGUGAUUCCCUUGUGCGAGAAAAAUUUUUCUGUGAUGAAGGAAGUGUUCAGCAACCCCGAGCAAGUGAUGGGCAAGUACGUCCUCAACAUCUACCACCUCAAACUGCAGAAGUUCAUAGAGAGCAGCCUGUCGGACCGGAGUGACGCAGACAGAUACCUGCGGAGCCUGUAUGACCUGUACUCGAGGACGGUGAACUUGUCAAGUGAACUAUCUCGCUUUGAUAUGGGGAAUGACAACACGUACUUGAGCAAGCUUACCAGAAACAUUUUUCACAAGUACUUGGACUCGUACAUCAGUGUUGAGAUAAAGUGCCUGAAAGAGAAGAGUGUCGCAAUCUUACAGAAGUACUAUGAAUCCAAGAACCACCAGAAGAAACAGCUUCACACUGGCGGGUUCCAGGACCUGCGGCGAGACUUGCAGGCAGUGAUUGGCACGCGGGCCAACCUCAACAUCGUGCAGAUAGAGAACUACGGAGGAGAGACCUUCCUGUCCGAGGAGGUGGCCAUAGCACUGCUGCAGGAGAGCAAGAUGGCGUUCAAGCGCUGCCAGUUGCUGUCGGGGCAGUCGGACCUGCCCGGCAACGCCCUGCAGCUGCUGGAGGUGCUGCUGCACCACCUGGUGGUGGAGCACCUGGACUACGCCCUGGAGCUGGGUCUACAGGGCGUGCCCGUCCCGGAGGGCAGGGUCCCGCCCCAGCUGCACUUCUUCCACGUGGCGCGCCAGUGCAACGCCAUCGUGCACCUGCUCGACAAGCAGUUCGGCGACAGCCUCGUGCCGCUCGUCGCGUCCACGCCCAAGCACGGCGACUGCCUGCAGAAGAAGAAGUACCUGCUGGAGCAGAUCGAGUUCAAGUUGGACACGGGAUUAGACAGGUCCAUAAAUGCUGUAGUCGGUUGGGUUAAGAUAUACCUCCAGUUGGAGCAAAAGAAGACUGACUUCAAGCCAGAGACAGACACUGACACAUUGGCAUCUCCGGCGUGCCUGGCGGUGGUGCAGCACAUGGGCGCGACGGUGGAGCGUGUGCGGGAGAGCCUGGACGGGAAGAACGUGGAGUCUCUGAUGACGGAGCUGGGCGUGCGCUUCCACCGCGUCGUCUACGAGCACCUGCAGCAGUUCCAGUACAACUCCGCAGGAGCGAUGUGUGUGAUCUGCGACGUCAACGAGUACCGCAAGUGCGUGAAGGAGUUCAAGGUUCCGCUGGUGAAUGUGUUGUUCGACACGCUGCACGCCUUGUGCAACCUGCUGUUGGUGAAGCCGGAGAACCUGAAGCAGGUGUGCACUGGAGACCAGCUGUCGGGGCUGGACCGCUCCAUCCUCCUGAACUUCAUCCAGCUACGUGCGGACUACAAGACCCAGAAGCUGGCCAACUCUCUGAAAGGCCUGGCAUCGUGAGAAUGUCACAUCUGUGUUCUGCUCAUUGGAUACUUAAGCUUAAUAAUUGUUUCAAAAAACUAUGUUUUACUGUACAGAAAGGUAUUGAAAUACAUUGUUAUUUAAUUCUACUCCCUUUUGCAAUAUAAAUUCAAACCAGAUUAUGAUGAAAGAAUAAAGUAAAACUAUUCAAAGGGUGGAGUGCAAGAGAAAAGAACCGGAAGACAGUUCCAAGACAUUGCGUAUUGCAGUGAAAACAUGUAAUCAAUAUAUCAAAGAAAAAUAAAUACUGCCAUGCAGAGUAAAACACAUAA
Messenger RNA from Bacillus rossius redtenbacheri, 2879 nucleotides. RefSeq names its product exocyst complex component 5 (gene Sec10). NCBI's taxonomy places the organism in Eukaryota, Metazoa, Arthropoda, Insecta, Phasmatodea, Bacillidae. The coding region runs from base 439 to 2586 and encodes 715 amino acids. Gene Ontology annotation, biological process: exocytosis; Golgi to plasma membrane transport. Gene Ontology annotation, cellular component: exocyst; cytoplasm. The transcript has 17 exons. The record is from RefSeq and is a predicted model, not a curated record.